AUGGACUCAUAUGACUCGCUGAUCGCGGCGCCCAUGACGGUCGCGCAGCGCAAACACCUCCUCAAACAACUCCAGUCGCCCGAGACCAUCUCUAAACUACGCCGGCCCGAGAUCUUGAUGGACUUCUUCACCGACAGUCUGGACAUGGGCGACCUGGGUCUCGCGGUACCUGCUCUGCAGGGGCUGUUCCAUCUCAUCACCACACGCAACCUCGACUACCCUGCCUUCUACGCGCGACUGUACGCGCUGCUCGACAAAGACCUCCUGCACAGCAAAUACCGGUCACGUGUGCUGCGACACCUCGACAUCUUUCUUGCGCCGCAGAACCAUCUCCCUGCUGCCACGAUCGCGAGCUUCAUCAAACGUCUGUCGCGGCUGUGUCUGUUCGCGCCGCCCUCGGCCAUCGUGGCCAUCGUGCCUUUCAUCUACAAUCUGCUCAAGACAUAUCCGACCACGACGUUCAUGAUCCACCGCCCGCCGCACCCGCCGUACACGAAAUUCAAACAUAACCUAGGCAACGACCCCUUCAACCCAGCCGAGCCGAACCCGCAACUCACCAAUGCCAUCGACAGCUCGUUGUGGGAACUCGAGACCUUGCGCUCGCAUUAUCACCCGACUGUGGCGUCCAUUGCGCGCAUCAUCUCGGAACAGUUCACCAAGCAGCAAUACAAUCUCGAGGACUUCUUGGAUCAUGGAUACGCCAGUUUACUGGAGAGUGACCUGAAGAAGAAGGACAAGAAGCCGCCGGUGGUGGAAUACAAGAUUCCCAAGAGGAUCUUCUCCGCGGGGCAUGUCGAUGUCGAGACGGAAAAUCAUGAUGAGACGAAUACAUUGUUGGAGUUGUGGGAUUUCGGCUGUUAA
Molecule: messenger RNA, 861 nt
Organism: Capronia coronata CBS 617.96
Lineage: Eukaryota; Fungi; Ascomycota; Eurotiomycetes; Chaetothyriales; Herpotrichiellaceae
Exons: 1
Coding region: 1-861 (286 amino acids)
Biological process (GO): ribosome biogenesis
Cellular component (GO): nucleolus; small-subunit processome; Noc4p-Nop14p complex
Source: RefSeq, a predicted model, not a curated record